CAGAGUCUUUUCCCAUGCGCUGAAGAAAAGUUUGGUCAUGAAAUCGCUCAACUUUUAGAGAAAAGUAACUUUCAAACUUUUUUUUUACUCAAAGCGCGCGGCAUCAUGAAGCCUGUGCUGCUCUCCAGCGUCUCUCUUUGGACCCUUCUGGUCUUCAGCGCCGUACUAAAGAUCUCCCGAGCAGAAUGUCACAGUAGCAGAUGUGGCAGCAAUGAGGCAAAAAUAUUAACAACCACAACAAAUGUCAUGUUGGAAUCCACAACAAACUGCAGCAUCUCCAUUGGGAACAAUGUCCCUGCAGAAGGUUCAAUCACUGGUUUGACCCCUGGAACAACCUAUGAAAUCUUUCUACAGUGUUUCAACUGUUGCCAAACUGCCACCACUAAGCCGGAAGUAGUCAGGAAUCUCACUUUCAUUGAAAUAACAACUUCCUCUAUAUCUCUGAUGUGGAUUAAACCAGAGGGAAGCAGCUCUUUCUAUAGAGUACAGUGGACUGAUGGAACAACUAACUGGAAUGUUAGUGUCACUGAAACAAAAAGAAACAUCACUGAGCUGACUGCUGGAGUGCUUUACAAUUUUACUGUCAUAGCAGUGGCUGGAGAUAACAAAACAGAAAGUGACGUGUCUGAGGCUUUUCACCAUACAAAGCCGGAAGUAGUCAGGAAUCUCACUUUCACUGAAAUAACAACAUCCUCUAUAUCUCUGAUGUGGACUAAACCAGAGGGAAGCAGCUCUUUCUAUAGAGUACAGUGGACUGAUGGAACAACUAACUGGAAUGUUAGUGUCACUGAAACAAAAAGAAACAUCACUGAGCUGACUGCUGGAGUGCUUUACAAUUUUACUGUCAUAGCAGUGGCUGGAGAUAACAAAACAGAAAGUGACGUGUCUGAGGCUUUUCACCAUACAAAGCCGGAAGUAGUCAGGAAUCUCACUUUCACUGAAAUAACAACAUCCUCUAUAUCUCUGAUGUGGACUAAACCAGAGGGAAGCAGCUCUUUCUAUAGAGUACAGUGGACUGAUGGAACAACUAACUGGAAUGUUAGUGUCACUGAAACAAAAAGAAACAUCACUGAGCUGACUGCUGGAGUGCUUUACAAUUUUACUGUCAUAGCAGUGGCUGGAGAUAACAAAACAGAAAGUGACGUGUCUGAGGCUUUUCACCAUACAAAGCCGGAAGUAGUCAGGAAUCUCACUUUCACUGAAAUAACAACAUCCUCUAUAUCUCUGAUGUGGAUUAAACCAGAGGGAAGCAGCUCUUCCUAUAUAGUAAAGUGGGCUGGUGGAAAUGUAACUGACAGUAAAAACGUGACACAAACAAAUAUAACCAUAACUAACCUGACUGCUGGUGUCCAGUAUCAAAUAACCGUUACUGCAGUGGCAGAUGAUGGUCUUACUGAAGGAGACAAAGCCACUGUUUCUCAAUACACAAAGCCUGCUGCAGUCAGAAACCUCACUGUUGGUGGGAUCACAACUUCCUCUAUAUCUGUAAUGUGGACUAAACCAGAGGGAAGCAGCUCUUUCUAUAGAGUACAGUGGACUGAUGGAACAACUAACUGGAAUGUUAGUGUCACUGAAACAAAAAGAAACAUCACUGAGCUGACUGCUGGAGUGCUUUACAAUUUUACUGUCAUAGCAGUGGCUGGAGAUGACAAAACAGAAAGUGACGUGUCUGAGGCUUUUCACCAUACAAAGCCGGAAGUAGUCAGGAAUCUCACUUUCACUGAAAUAACAACAUCCUCUAUAUCUCUGAUGUGGAUUAAACCAGAGGGAAGCAGGUCUUUCUAUAGAGUAAAGUGGGCUGGUGGAAAUGUAACUGACAGUAAAAACAUGACACAAACAAAUAUAACCAUAACUAACCUGACUGCUGGUGUCCAGUAUCAAAUAACCGUUACUGCAGUGGCAGAUGAUGGUCUUACUGAAGGAGAGAAAGCCACUGUUUCUCAAUACACAAAGCCUGCUGCAGUCAGAAACCUCACUGUUGGUGGGAUCACAACUUCCUCUAUAUCUGUAAUGUGGACUAAACCAGAGGGAAGCAGCUCUUUCUAUAGAGUACAGUGGACUGAUGGAACAACUAACUGGAAUGUUAGUGUCACUGAAACAAAAAGAAACAUCACUGAGCUGACUGCUGGAGUGCUUUACAAUUUUACUGUCAUAGCAGUGGCUGGAGAUGACAAAACAGAAAGUGACGUGUCUGAGGCUUUUCACCAUACAAAGCCGGAAGUAGUCAGGAAUCUCACUUUCACUGAAAUAACAACAUCCUCUAUAUCUCUGAUGUGGAUUAAACCAGAGGGAAGCAGGUCUUUCUAUAGAGUAAAGUGGGCUGGUGGAAAUGUAACUGACAGUAAAAACAUGACACAAACAAAUAUAACCAUAACUAACCUGACUGCUGGUGUCCAGUAUCAAAUAACCGUUACUGCAGUGGCAGAUGAUGGUCUUACUGAAGGAGAGAAAGCCACUGUUUCUCAAUACACAAAGCCUGCUGCAGUCAGAAACCUCACUGUUGGUGGGAUCACAACUUCCUCUAUAUCUGUAAUGUGGACUAAACCAGAGGGAAGCAGCUCUUUCUAUAGAGUACAGUGGACUGAUGGAACAACUAACUGGAAUGUUAGUGUCACUGAAACAAAAAGAAACAUCACUGAGCUGACUGCUGGAGUGCUUUACAAUUUUACUGUCAUAGCAGUGGCUGGAGAUGACAAAACAGAAAGUGACGUGUCUGAGGCUUUUCACCAUACAAAGCCAGAAGUAGUCAGGAAUCUCACUUUCACUGAAAUAACAACAUCCUCUAUAUCUCUGAUGUGGAUUAAACCAGAGGGAAGCAGCUCUUUCUAUAGAGUAAAGUGGGCUGGUGGAAAUGUAACUGACAGUAAAAACGUGAAUCAAACAAAUAUAACCAUAACUAACCUGACUGCUGAUGUCCAGUAUGAAAUAACCGUUACUGCAGUGACAAAUGAUGGUAUUACUGACGGACAGAGUACCACUGUUUCUCAAUACACAAGGCCCAACCCCGUGCUGAACCUUGCUGCCAUCCCUGAGUCCACCACCUCAAUAAAAGUGAGCUGGUCGGACCCGCCAGACGCCAAGUCGUAUUACAAAUACUUGGUAACCUAUAGUGCUACAGGAGCAUUGUUUAGCAUAACUGUCAGCAAUAACAGCAUUGAUGUUACCAACCUGGAGCCAGGAACUAGAUACAGUAUCAAUGUUACGACGAUAGCAGCAGAGGGAAGUGAAUCGAUGGUGGAACAGACAUUCAGUUACACAAUGCCCAAAGCAGUGGCCAACCUCAAAGUGGAGGACGUGAACACAACAUCCAUUCGGCUGACCUGGGCCAGACAAAGCGAUCAUAAGCUUUCCUACUCCUACCUGGUGAAAGCUAUCCAGGACGCCAUAGUGGUUCAGGAUAAUUCAACUGAGACUGAGACAUACACCUUCUUCCAUCUGACCCCAGGAAAAUUGUACACUUUUGAAGUUUUUACUGUUGUAGAAGGGGUCAAGUCCACAGUGGAAAGCACCCAAAGUUACACAAGACCUGAAAAGCCUGAGGACAUUAGGAUUACAGCACGAGGAACCAAUUAUCUGAACAUCAGCUGGACUUUGCCUUCUGGGGGGGUUGAUCACUACGUGGUGGAAAUCUCAAAUGACAGACAGAUUUAUUUGUAUAGCAACACAACACAAAACACCACAGCCCUCUUUACUGAUCUACAUCCUGGGAGAGUAUUUUUCAUCACUGUGACCGCUGUAGCUGGGAACUUCACUGAGAUGUCUAAUCAGUUUUCAUUUGCCACUGAACCCACGCCUCCUGGUUUCAUCAUCAUCAUCAGUCAGGGAAAUGAUUCGCUCCAUCUGCAGUGGGCGACUCCUGUUUUGAUGGAGGGUGCUCCAAACAUCAGCUACUAUAUCACCUACCAGCCAGAGGGUGGCGAAGUGAAAAAUACAAGCGCUUUGGUCAAUACCACAGAGCUCUUGUCUCUUUCUUCUGGAACUUCCUACAAUAUAGCUGUAGAAACAGUUGGACCCCAGAAUUUGAGGAGCACGGUCACCCAUAAUUCUACGUUCACCCGGCCCAACCCCGUGCUGAACCUUGCUGCCAGCCCUGAGUCCACCACCUCAAUAAAAGUGAGCUGGUCGGACCCGCCGGAAGCCAAGUCGUAUUACAAAUACUUGGUAACCUAUAGUGCGACAGGAGCAUUGUUUAACACAACUGUCAGCAAUAACAGCAUUGAUGUUACCAACCUGGAGCCAGGAACUAGAUACAGUAUCAAUGUUACGACGAUAGCAGCAGAGGGAAGUGAAUCGAUGGUGGAACAGACAUUCAGUUACACAAGGCCCAACCCCGUGCUGAACCUUGCUGCCAUCCCUGAGUCCACCACCUCAAUAAAAGUGAGCUGGUCGGACCCGCCAGACGCCAAGUCGUAUUACAAAUACUUGGUAACCUAUAGUGCUACAGGAGCAUUGUUUAGCAUAACUGUCAGCAAUAACAGCAUUGAUGUUACCAACCUGGAGCCAGGAACUAGAUACAGUAUCAAUGUUACGACGAUAGCAGCAGAGGGAAGUGAAUCGAUGGUGGAACAGACAUUCAGUUACACAAUGCCCAAAGCAGUGGCCAACCUCAAAGUGGAGGACGUGAACACAACAUCCAUUCGGCUGACCUGGGCCAGACAAAGCGAUCAUAAGCUUUCCUACUCCUACCUGGUGAAAGCUAUCCAGGACGCCAUAGUGGUUCAGGAUAAUUCAACUGAGACUGAGACAUACACCUUCUUCCAUCUGACCCCAGGAAAAUUGUACACUUUUGAAGUUUUUACUGUUGUAGAAGGGGUCAAGUCCACAAUGGAAAGCACCCAAAGUUACACAAAGCCUGAAGCAGUUUCUGACAUCAUGGCCAUAGGAAGCACAACUACCAUGUCAGUGAGCUGGACAUCAGCAGUUGGACAGGUGGUCUCCUACAUUGUCCUGCUGUACAGAAACAGUCUCUUAGUGGGAAACAGCACUGACCUGAGCAACGCAACUCUGAACACACAGUUUCAGAACCUGACACCUGGAGUGCUUUACUGUGUGAAAGUGUUCGCCAAAAGUGGACCUUUUGAGAAUGUUAACUCAAGUGUUUGGAACGCAACUUUUCCCAACCCUCCUGGCCCCAUCAUGGUAGAGUCUCAGAAUGAAACAUCCAUUAACUUUACCUGGACCUCUCCAGAGGGCAUGGACCUUAAUCAGUACAACUUCAGUGUGUCCAACUUGACCAGUUCCUUUCUGAUUGGAAACAACUGGUUCCUGCUGAAUCACCUCCAGUCCGGAAGCCCGUACAAUAUCUCUGUUGUGACCGUAGGCGUGUGGAGCUAUGAGAGCACUGCAGUCACUACAGAAAACUAUACCAGACCGUAUCCUGUAACCAUGCUGCGACAGACAGAAAUCACCACAAAUGCAGUGACCUUGAAGUGGGAACAGCAUGAGAGCAAAUCUGACUACUCAUAUCUGGUGGAGACCACCAAUGGCUCCUUUUCUCGAUCUAACAAAGUCUUAAACAAACACCAAAACAUCACUGGACUCCUCUCUGGGAGCAACUACAGCUUCACUGUCACCACACAGACAGCAGAUGGCACUCAGGCAGCUCCUGUGACAGUGUCCUACUUUACACGUCCAUACAGUAUUGGACAGUUGGAUUCUGAAGCCAUUAACACAACUGCUGUACGUCUGUCUUGGACGAAACCAUUGGAGUACAAGACUGAAUACACAUAUCGGGUUAAGACUACAGGCUGUGGCUCCCAAAACAAAACCCUUGCAGGAGAAGUCACAGUGAUUUCCGAGCUCACCCCUGGGACCAACUGCACCUUCUGUGUAUUUGUCAUGGCACCGAAUGGCAUCGAGGGGGAAGACAGCUGCACCUCUCAGUACACUAAGCCUGAGGCAGUGCAAGCAAAUAUCUCCAGCGAGGGCUCCAAUAGUUCAAUCCUGGUGUCAUGGACCAAACCUCUUGGCAAAGUGGAGCGUUAUAAGGUUCAACUCAACAGCACGUCCAGAGAGGUGGUCAUAAUGGACUCUACAAAUAUCUCUUUCGCCAACCUGUCUGCUGGAAGGCUCUACACUGCCGUGGUAACCACAUAUAGUGGACCCUUCAAUGCAUCAUCUGGCCCUAUUACUAAUGCAACUUUCCCUAACCCUCCUGGGUCGAUUGACAUCCUGAUGAAGACACCCAGCUCCAUUGACAUCAGUUGGAAGGAAGCAUCUCUGAUGAUGGGUGCGACGUUUCACUACAAGUUGACCAUCCAAUCAACCCAGGGAGAAGAAUACACCACUACCACCAACACCAGUCAUACUUUUACCUCCCUGCAUUCUGGGACUUUCUACAACUUCUCCGUAGCGACAGUGGGUCAGAUGGGUUUUGAGAGUGAGAAGAUUCCGAUCAACAUGGUCGCUACAAGACCGUUCAGUGUGAAGUCUCUUAGGGCUUCUACAGAAGAGAAGAUAAUCAAAGUCAUGUGGGCUGAACCUGAUCAAUACAAGGAAAGCUAUCAAUACAAUCUGACCUGGCAAAGCUCAGAUGAGUCCAUGAGUGAUAUAAUAAAAGAAAAUACGUAUGAUAUUGAUAAUCUGGUUCCUGGCACACAAUAUAACAUAACUGUCACCACAGAGACCGCCGAUGGAACCGAAGGUGCUCCAAGACGGAUUUCAAAGUGCACAAAUGCAAGUCCGGUGAAAAACUUGAAAUGCGAAGGUCCAAACACAACAAACGCUCAAAUCAUCCUGUUCUGGGACAAACCCACAGGCCAACACUCUGGCUUCAAAGUCACUGUAAACAGUGGCAAGAUCAUCAACUUGACAAGCACCUACUGUAAUACUACUGUGCUCGACCUUCGUCACAAAACUGAAUACAAUCUGAGUGUGGAAACUACCAGCUGUGGACAACCCAGCACCCCUGUGUCUCUUCUCUGCUGGACAGGCAUCACAGACCCACCCAUUCCAGAGAACUAUAUGUCAUCUGUAUUGGUGAGCACCAUAGCACAUAACAAGUUCACUCUUCAGAUCGAAAACCACCUGCUGGACAACAUCAAUGGGCCAAUCACACACAUUGGGGUGCUGGUGACCAAUACUCCUCCUGGUGACACAUCUGAUUUGACAAAGUACGUGGGGAAAACUUAUAAACAGUCGGAGAAAAAGGAAACUCUGGUAUACAUGGCAACAGUUGUAAAUAACACCAUCCAAUCACGCAGUGGAAUGAGCCAUCAGAACAUAGAAAUAGGAGACGGAUCCCAAUGGCAGGGCUACACUAAUGGUCUUUUGAAGGCCAAUGGAAAAUACCAAUAUGCUAUUGUGUUGUUCACCCGUCUGACGCUGAAAGACGGCCUUGUGAAUAGGGAAGCGUCACUGUUGAAUUCAACAAACUUCUAUUCUGCUUUUACACUCCCACAGGACCCAGCUGUCAUUAGCACUGCUAUCGGAGCAUCAUUGGGCACUUUUUGUGUUCUCGUCAUCAUCCUCAUUGGCUUCAUUAUCUACUGGAAAAGGUUAUCCAACAAAGAAUCUCCAGACAUUCAGAUUAAUUCCAUGAGAGCCAAAGUAAGUGUGGCUGUGAGGGUGGAUGAGUACGAGGCUUACUACAAGAAGCAGAAGGCAGACUCAAACUGUGGCUUUGCCGAAGAGUUUGAGGACCUUAAGCUUGUUGGUACAGCUCAGUUAAAAACAAACGCUCAGACAUUGGAGAACAAACCAAAGAAUCGCUACAACAACGUGCUACCAUAUGAUUCCUCUAGGGUGAAACUCUCUAUUAUCCAUGGGAGUCCAUAUGAUGACUACAUCAAUGCUAACUACAUGCCGGGUUACAACUCCAGGAAAGAGUACAUCGCAGCUCAGGGUCCUUUGCCCACUACAGUCAGCGAGUUCUGGAGGAUGAUCUGGGAGAAGAACGUUCUGACUCUGGUCAUGCUGACACGCUGUAAUGAACAGGGACGAGUUAAAUGCGAGCAAUACUGGGAUAAUGGCACCCAGCACUUUGAAAACAUUACUGUGACAACAACCUCUGAAAUAUACCUUGACGACUGGACCAUCAGGGACUUUGACAUAAAAAAUGUAAAAACAGCAGAGACCCGUUCGGUGCGUCACUUCCACUUCACAGCCUGGCCCGAUCACGGAGUACCACAAACCACAGAGCUCCUCAUCAGCUUCAGACACUUGGUCAGAGAGCACAUGGACCAAUACUCCAGACACUCUCCUACUGUGGUCCACUGCAGUGCUGGUGUUGGACGCACAGGUACCUUCAUAGCCAUCGACCGUUUGAUCUUCCAGAUUGAAAGGGAAAAUAUGGUGGACUUGUACGGCAUCGUCCACGAUCUGCGCAUGCAUCGGCCCCUCAUGGUGCAGACAGAGGACCAAUAUGUGUUCUUAAACCAGUGUGCCAUGGAUAUCAUCAGAUCAAGAACUGGAACCAAUGUGGAUCUAAUCUACCAAAACAGUGCUGCACUCUCUAUUUACGAGAACAUAGAUCCAAAAACAGGUUUCCCCAAAAGCGAUGCAUAGGCCGAGGUUACACUCAGGUCUUCUACUUCUCUCUUUACUUUUAGCAAGAAAAUGAGCAGAAAUUUGCAAAAGGAAGCUUUUAACUGAUUGCGCUAUAUUUAUUUUUUAUACCUGUCACGCUUUUGUUAAGAAUCUUGUAGCUUUCUGGAUUAAAAUCCAUAUUUUGUGGUAUUUAUUAGUUGAAAAUGUUGAAUGUUUGAUAAUGGAGGGAGCUGUAUAUGGAGAAACAACAGGGGACAUAAUCACUGAUCAAUACUAUUUGAAUGAUAUGAUAUAAAAUCUAUUUUUCUCUCUCUUAUAACUGCAAGUUAUUGUAUUGCUAAGUUUUAUUACAGCUUGUUUACUACUGUAUAUGACUUACUGAUGAUUACAUUUUUUGCUCAGGUAAUAUGUUUGAUGCUGUAUAGAUAUUAUUACAGGAACUUCUGAUGAAGAAAAAAUUGUAAUAUUGAACCUUUGGAAUUGCCUUUUACAAAGAAUUGCUGAUAGGAAUACUAUGUGCCUUUCAAAACCUGUAUACUUUAGUGCCAGUAGGUGACACUCCAUUAUUUCUGUCUUAAACUGAAAAAGGCAAACAGGGACUGUUUCGAUAUUGCCUUGUUACAGAAACCUUAAGUUUUCCAAUAUAUCAUUUUUUAUUUAAAUAUUUCAGAUAGUCCAGCCAAUUAUUUUUGAGCCUUUUAAUUAAGCAUUUUUAAUGUGCAAUGUCUAUAAAUGAAGGAGUUUUGUUUGUCUGUUGUAGAGACUUUCUCAAUGUGUAUGCACUGUGGUGAAUAAUGCACUGGAUGCAUUUGUCUUUCUAUACAUUGUCCACUUUUUUAACUAUACUGAUACUUUCAUGUCGUUGAGUACAUUCUGGCCAGUGCUUUGUGAAACUCUUUUGCUAAUACUUUGCUAUUUGCCAAAUAUUUGAUUGUCACUAUUUUACUUAGAUUUUCUUUUUCUUAUUUUGAUAAAAGAGAUGGAUCACAAAAAACAAAAGCUCAGGAACUUAAAACAAAGACAGCUGAACGUUUUUCUGGAGAGGUAUGUUGUUAGAAAAUCCAUACUGUGCCAGUGUGUACUUUGAAGAAGGUCACAUGGCCCGUUGUUUUUGUUUUGUUGAUGUCCUUCUUCUCUUUAUUGUACAUUCCUCAAAGAAACAUCCAUAUUAUGUUGCUUCCUUCUGCAUAUCUGGUCUAUAUGUGACGUUAAAAUCACAAGAGAAGCUUUAUUUUCAGCUUCUAAAGGGCAGAAUUUUCCAUGAGGCAGGUACGCUUUUUAUUUUUUUGAUAUUUGAUGUUUGAUUAGCCUGUAGAUAUUUUCAAAUCCAUGUCGAUUGAAAGCACUUAAUGAAAAGAAAAAUAGCAAAUAUUCACAAAGUUGUAAGAUGUUUUUGAAAUGCUUUAUGAGAUGCUUGCUGGUACAAUGCAAAUACAUUUAAAAGGAGCCAAGAUUUAAUAUUUGUCUAUCCUUCAAUCUGUAAAAUUUUGUGGGAUUAAAGAUGUUGCUACAUUUGAACCCCUCAUUUGUGUAUGGCUUUGUAGUGUGUGGUUUGAAUCAGAGUGUGAGCGAGUGCAGCCCAAAUCUCUCAUUUACUAGGACCAAACAAGCUUUUUACUCUCACCUAAUGUUAUCUUAAUUUUUGAUAUUCAUUAACUUUUGAAACUGCUGUUGACGUUGUAAGAAGCAAAUGUUGUUUUUUUAUUUUAGUAGUAUGAAUUGAGCUCUUAGGAAAUUCUGGCAAAAAUUUGACUGAAGUUUGGAAAGGGGGUGCUUCGCUUUUGCAACAACGCUUUCAGUCGGGAGUAGUUAAGAGCAGUGUGUGUAUGUAAACAUAUUUCCUUAAGACGACUACAUUUCUUUGUUACGCAUGUAAUGACUUUGGUGAGUAGAUUUAGUUCAAAUUUUACCUAAGGAACUCCAGAUUUCCCUUUUCCAGUUGGAAUUACGUUGCCCAUCCUGGCAAGUCAGGCUUAGGUCACCAAACAGCGGUUCGCUCAAGUUCUAGUUAAGUGUAAGGAAUAAACAACAUA
Messenger RNA from Anoplopoma fimbria (sablefish), 10520 nucleotides. RefSeq names its product receptor-type tyrosine-protein phosphatase beta-like. Gene Ontology annotation, molecular function: protein tyrosine phosphatase activity; cadherin binding. Lineage: Eukaryota; Metazoa; Chordata; Actinopteri; Perciformes; Anoplopomatidae. Gene Ontology annotation, biological process: angiogenesis; protein dephosphorylation. The transcript has 42 exons. The coding region runs from base 106 to 8505 and encodes 2799 amino acids. The record is from RefSeq and is a predicted model, not a curated record.